CAUGCACUCAUUCUCACGACUUCGACUCACGAAUCGUGUCUGAUCGGCAAGUGCAUUCGCCUUGGUGUGCUCCAUCAGGUCAAGCAGCAAGACCGAGCCACCUUGGCGUGCCUUUUCUUGGUCCUUUGUUCAUCGUGACGAAGCUGCGGCUGCGCCUGAUUCAUCAAUCGAGCAGCCUGCCUCCUGGCUCAAUCCUUCGAUCAGCAUAAAGCAAAUAGCCGAACUUCGCGGAGCCGUGCUGGGGGUAGCCCGACAAAUUGUUUGCGCUCACGAUCUUGACACCAAAGACCGCUCUUUGACCCACCCACAGAGCCCUUAAGUCAAGCGCAGUCGCUGCUGCAUCUGGCGGCGGCAUGAGCUCUACAAGGAGCCACUCCCUCCUGCGGCUGCAAAAUAGCCGCAUACGCUGCUCGAGCUUGCGAUCUCAAGCGGUAUUGAACUCGAGCACGGCUAGUAGAGCGGGAGAGUGGAGUCGCAGGGCCUACUCAUCGGCGCCUGGCAGGGGUGCCAAAAGCGGCGCAUACAAUCGUGGGAGUAGGACCGUCUCGGCUUCGUUCGCUGUGGGCGCCGGCGCUGCUGCUGCUUUGGCGCUCAACUGGUCAACCAAUAGCACGGCAAGCGGAGUGCAGUGCGAUGGAACGAUUCCUGCUGCAAAGGUGGGCAAUGUCAGUGUGGGAGGGGGCAAGUCCUCUGUGCCGGACAUUUCUGCACUGCGACCAACAGUGUUGACGGACUCAUCGGCCUCGAUGAGGACGCGCAUGGAGACAUACGUCAAGCUCUUGCAAUACAAAAUAGUCAGCGCACUGACCGAUGAGGAGACGGGCUCCAAAGGCUUCUUCGUGGAUACUUGGUUGAGAAAAGAAGGCGGAGAAGGCAUCUCUUGCAUCUUGCAAGAUGGCGAAACGUUUGAAAAAGCAGGGGUCAACAUUUCCAUCGUUCAUGGCUCGUUGCCGCCCAGGGCGAUACAGCAGAUGAGCGCUGAUCAUGCAGGACUACUAGACAGCGUGGGCUACGACCUGGGCCUCGGCACUGGCCCAGUUGGCUCUGCUUCUUCAGUACAGGCCGAAGUCAAAGGUCUUCCAUUCUAUGCUACUGGUCUUUCUCUCGUAGUGCACCCUCGCAAUCCACAUGCGCCCACGGUGCACUUCAAUUACCGCUAUUUCGAAUUGACGCAUCCUCCGGUCCUGGCGGAUGGCUCCGUCAAUCCUCGUUAUGAUCCUUCUGAUCCCACAAAGCCAUGUGCUUGGUGGUUUGGAGGCGGAACCGAUUUGACGCCCAUGCUGCUCUAUUCGGAAGAUGCGGAGCACUUCCACGAGGUGCUCAAGUCAGCUGCGGACAAGCACGAGACUGCAUGCUAUCCCGCAUGGAAGCGUUGGUGCGAUCGAUACUUCUACCUGCCUCACCGGGGAGAAACGCGAGGGGUAGGAGGAAUCUUUUUCGACGAUCUGACACUCCCUCGAGCAACGCAAAGCGCUCGGAUCUUGCUUCAAGAAGGAAAACCAAACGCAGCGAAUCCUUCAGAAGUCCAACUUCGACCUACACAAAAGCUGCACGAUCGAGAAUCCCUCUUCGCGUUGGUGCGCGAGCUGGGCGACGCUUUCUUGCCGGCUUACUUGCCCAUCUUGCAAAGGAGGACAAGGAUGGCUACCUCGCCAGAGGCGGAGAGAUGGCAACGUCUUAGACGAGGAAGAUACGUGGAGUUCAACCUCCUGUACGACCGUGGCACCAAAUUUGGAUUGCAGACUCCAGGUGCUAGGAUCGAGAGCAUUCUCAUGAGUCUGCCGCUCGAAGCUAGGUGGGAGUACGUGGAGAGGCACAGUGGUGUAGGACAGACUGGUAGUGAGCAGGAAGAGGAAAGCGCUACUCUCUCUACGGAACAGAAGGAGCAGAGCAGGCGCGAAAGGGAGACCAUGAAGGUGCUAAGGAAACCGCAGGACUGGGCAUAGACUUCUGAGCUUCGUUCAUGCAGGAAGCCAGGCAAUGCAAAGAAUGACGAUCUCCUGUGGCUCAAAGCCAAAGACACGAUGGCAGCACAAGCGAAAAAGCACCGAGUGAUAAAGAUGAUGAUGCAUUUCGGUCCAGCAUUUGGAUAGUAUCUGAAAUGGUAUGGCAGAGCUGGU
This is a messenger RNA of Ceraceosorus guamensis, 2120 nucleotides long. RefSeq lists its product as hypothetical. The transcript is spliced from 2 exons. Bases 354 to 1946 code for a protein of 530 amino acids. Gene Ontology annotation, molecular function: coproporphyrinogen oxidase activity. NCBI's taxonomy places the organism in Eukaryota, Fungi, Basidiomycota, Exobasidiomycetes, Ceraceosorales, Ceraceosoraceae. Gene Ontology annotation, cellular component: mitochondrial intermembrane space; cytoplasm. The record is from RefSeq and is a predicted model, not a curated record.